CCUCUCUGUCUUCCCCUCCUCUCUCCAUUUCUCUUUGUCCUAUCUAACAAUGACAACAUCAAUAACAAUAAUAACUAUAACAACAAUGAAAAACAACAAGGACAACAAAAGAGAAAAUAAAUAAAAUAUUAAAAAAAACAUGGAGGGAGUCAGGCGGUAGUACAGCAGGUUAAGCGCAGGUGGCGCAAAGUACAAGGACAUAAGCAUCCCAAUUCAAGCCCCCAGCUCUCCACCUGCAGGGGAGUCGCUUCACAAGUGGUGAAGCAGGUCUGCAGGUAUCUCUCUUUCUCUCCCCCUCUCUGUCUUCCCCUCCUCUCUCCAUUUCUCUCUGUCCUAUCCAACAAGGGCAACAAAAGGGAAUAAAUAAAUAAAUAAAUAAAUAAAACAUUAAGCAGAUGCUGGCAGGUAGGAAGAAUUAUGUGUUAGUGUAAUUUUGUUGUUUUUGACAGCUGUUACAUAUUAUUGUCAGUUACUUGUCUAGGUCAUGUUCUCCAGAACAAUGAAACAAAGCUCUGCCUGCAGGAGGUUUCUUGAGGGAUCCAAACUUGUAAUGGAGUAAGACAAGCAGAGCUGGGAAAGUAAACUGCGAUGAAGUCAGAGUCACAGCCUUAGCCCAUCCUACCUGGAGCUCUGAGAUUGGGGUAGCACUUCUCAGGCAUUCCACAUUUUGGCAACCCCUGGCUUUUCUAACACUCCAACACUGGUGGACCUAUUGAGACCUCAACACUACAGAUCAGACAGCUGGGGCACAAGUGCCUUUGUGGUUCUAGGUACUACAGUUUCCUGCAUUACCAUUAGCCUGCAGUUCCCUCAGUGGUCUCCUCUUUCAAGAUAAACACUGAUUUUUUUUUUCCACCAGGGCACUGCUCAGCUCUGGCUUAUGGUGGUGCUGGGGAUUGAACUUGGGACUUAUGGAACCUUGGGCAUAAAUGUCUCUCUGUAUAAUUAUCAGCUAUCUCCCCAGUCUGAUAAAUACAGCUUUUAUAGCCCUGUGACUUCAUUCCUUCCCUUACUACCUACACUUCACAGCAGCCUGUCUUCACUCUACUGUUGAGGCACACACCCCUCGGGGAGGCCUUAGCAUAGUUUUCACACUGUGAUGUUGUCUGCAUCUAUGUUUGCAUAGCCUGUUCUCUUCCCUGGGAGAUGGCUGUCUAGUUCAUGUCUGUGCCCUGAGCCCAAAGAAGUCCUUGGUGGGCUGGUCAGGACUCAAUGAUCACAGGGCUUACAGCCCUCCCCCAUGCCACUCUCCAGCCCCAGGAAGUUGUGCUUACACCUCCCCACCCCAUCUCCCACAGUGCAGAUGUUCUUUCCUGUUGGGAAUAAAGCACCAGAGACUCAGCUUCCUUCCUUUCUUCAUGUGGCCUUGGGGAGGGAGGGGCAUUGGAAGGAGGAGGGGGCUCCUGGGCACAGAGCUGGGACAGAGGCUUCCUUGAGGAGAGGACUACUGCUGCUGUUCUCUAAAGUAUGGGCCACUAGGCUCUGUGAGUCUGUGGAGGGAGUGCCCAGCUCUGGUGUGAAGGCCAGGGGAGAGCCAGCUUCAAGGCCAGGACUGUUUGUGGAGGAGGGAAACAGAACUGGAUGCCUGGUCAAGCCUGGUGAGUUCCACAUCAGCUGUUCUCAGCAGCUCAGAGCCUGAAUCCAGGCCCAGAGAGGUCUGUACCUACUCUGCCUUGCUGGACAUCUGAUCAGCCUGCAGGUGAAAGCUGCCCAGACUCACUUCAGCUUCUGCUCCUCCAGAGCAUGUCAUGGCCUCCGCAGCCAAGGAAGAAAGGCAGCCUGUACUUCGCCCUCUUCGCCCUGGACCUGAGUGGCCGGAGCAGGAAAGAGCAGAGCAGCUGGCUCGGGGAGCUGCACUCAAGUGGGCCUCGGGCAUCUUCUACCGACCGGAGCAGCUGGCCAGGCUAGGCCAGUACCGUAGCCGCGAGGUACAGCGGACCUGCUCCCUGGAAGCCCGGAUUAAGUCAGUGGUACAGUCAUACCUGGAGGGUGUGAAGACUGGUGUGUGGCAGCUGGCCCGGGCCCUCAACGCUGUGCAGGAAACCCGUGAAACUCUGGCCCAGGCCCGUGGGCUGCUCCAAGACAUGGCUGAGGCUGCACAGACUCUGGAGCCCCUGCGGGAGCAGUUUGCCAAGCACAGGCAGUUGCAGGCCCUCUCUCAGCUACUACCCCGGUUGAGGGCAGUGCCAGCUGUGGUGGCCCGCACACAGAUCCUGAUCGACACUCAGCAGUUCUUGGAAGCCUAUGUGAGCCUUCGGGAGCUGGAGCAACUUCAAGAGGAGACAUGGGAACCCCUGGGAGGCCUGGAGUUGCCAGUCUUUGAGGGAUUGGGUCCUUUGGCUGAAGCACUGGUUCAGGCUGUGGAGGUGGCAGCAGGGGCUGCAGGGCAGCUGGCACGGGAUGAUCCAGCCCUGCUGGUGGCUGCGGUGCGUGUGGCAGAGGUGGAAGCUGGGCGAACAGUCCCCCAGGGGCAGGCCCCCCGAGACUGGAGGUUUCGAUGUCUGCGGGCACUGCAGGAUGGUCUAGAACAGCUACACUUUGGGACACCUCUUCUACCUGGACCAGGGGCCCUGGCUGGGUGGCUUGAGGCUCUCCAGGUGGCCCUACCUGCUGAGAUGGCCACAGCUGAGGCUCUGGUGGCACCCUGCUGCCCGCCCCACUACAAGGUGGUCCAGCUGUGGGCCCGCACUCUGCAUAGCGGCUUGCGCCGCUGCCUACACCAACUCCUGGAGGGGCCAGAGCUGGAAGCUGCUGAUGCCUUCACCUUGCUGCAUUGGACACUGCAUGUGUACCUGGGGCCAGAAAUGAUGGGGAGUCUAGAGCUGGGGUCUGAAGCUGACGUGUCUCAUCUGGAGCCCCUGCUGACCAUGGAGAACAUAGAGCAGCUAGAAACAACAUUUGUGACAAAAGUCCAGGUAAAUGUGACUCAAUGGCUCCAGAAAGCACUGGAUGGGGAGGUAGCUGACUGGGGCCGAGAGCAAGAGCCCGACACAGACCCAUCUGGUUUCUACUACUCACCUAUGCCGGCCAUCGUGCUGCAGAUCCUGGAAGAGAACAUUCGUGUGACCAGCCUGGUCAGUGAGUCACUGCAGCGGCGGGUGCAUGGCAUGGCACUGUCAGAAUUGGGCGCAUUCCUGAGGAGCUUCAGUGAUGCUCUCAUCCGAUUCUCCAGAGACCACCUCAAGGGGGAAGCAGUGGCCCCUCAUUAUGUGCCCUAUCUACUGGCUGCACUUAACCACCAGUCAGCACUCAGCUCCUCCAUGUCCGUUCUGCAGCUCGACGGAUUGGUUUCAGGGGUCAUGGCUCCAGUGGAGGCAAUACUCGACGAGUUGCAGAGGAGAAUCUGCCGUCUGGUGCUGGAGGUACUGAUGGCAGAGCUUCAGCCCCUUUUUGAGGUUCUCCCUUCUCGCCAAUGGUUGUUGAGCUCUGAACUGCUGGACGAAGUGUGCAAGCGGACUGCCGGCUUCUGCAGGGACUUUUGGCGCGUGAGGAAUCCCGCGGUCCAGCUGUUACUGACCGAGGUGGAGCGGACCGUGGUGCUGCAGUACCUCCGGGCGCUGAUGCAGGGCCGCCUGGUGUGCCGGGGCGCGGAGGAGCGCGCCCAGGCGGCCGAGCGCCUGCAGCAGGAUGCCGCCCAACUUCGAGAGCUUUUCCUCGGCUUGGGCUUGGAGGAUGUCCAGUGCGUGCCUGUGCUGUUCGCCCUGCGGGAGCUACUGAAACUCCACGAUCCCACACUGCUCAGCCUGGAGGUGACAGGCCUUCGGCAACAGUUUCCCGACGUGAGCGAGGAUCACGUCUCCGCCCUCUUGGACCUGCGCGGGGAUGUGUCCCGGGAGCAGCGCCUGGCCGCACUCAGCUCUCUGCAGAUCGGCCCGCAGCCCUCGCCCUCCGCGGGUCGCCGUGCGCUCUUCAGCCUGGUGCCGGUACCUACGCCCGCACUGUCCUCCUGCCUCCCCUCGGGGCCCUGCGCCUGACCACAGGCUGCCCUGGAUGGAGUUGGGGGGCCGGGAAAGGGAAUGUCUGGGGAAGGAGGGGUGAAACAAUAAAAGUUUCAGCAAGGAGCCGGGUGGUGGCCUCCCUGGUUGAGCACACAUGUUACAAUGCUCAAGGAUCCGAGUUCAAGUCUCCAGUCUCUACCUGCAGGGGGAAAGCUUUGCAAGUGCCGAAGCACUGCUGCAGGUGUCUCUCUUUCUUUCUAUCUCCAUUACGCUCUUGAUUUCUG
Erinaceus europaeus (western European hedgehog) is the source of this 4222-nucleotide messenger RNA. RefSeq names its product exocyst complex component 3 like 1 (gene EXOC3L1). Gene Ontology annotation, molecular function: SNARE binding. Lineage: Eukaryota; Metazoa; Chordata; Mammalia; Eulipotyphla; Erinaceidae. Bases 1749 to 3974 code for a protein of 741 amino acids. Gene Ontology annotation, cellular component: exocyst. The record is from RefSeq and is a predicted model, not a curated record. Gene Ontology annotation, biological process: exocyst localization; exocytosis. The transcript has 14 exons.